Plasmodium fragile is the source of this 1302-nucleotide messenger RNA. RefSeq lists its product as uncharacterized. The record is from RefSeq and is a predicted model, not a curated record. NCBI's taxonomy places the organism in Eukaryota, Apicomplexa, Aconoidasida, Haemosporida, Plasmodiidae. The transcript has a single exon. The coding region runs from base 1 to 1302 and encodes 433 amino acids.
AUGAAGACGCUAGCUCUGGCCACAGCGACCUAUGGAUUCCUACUUAAGGAAUGUGUAAGCAAUGUAAUGCUUUCAAAUGAGCAUAUAUGUGACUUUGCAUUGAAUCCUCAUAGUAGUAUCAAGCCAGUGCUGAAAGAACCGAAUGGACAUGAUGAAGAAGUUUGGUGCACGGUGAAUAACCCACAUCUCACAGACUACGUAGCCAUGGUGUGUCCAAAAAAAAAAGAGACUGGAGACUACACAGAUUUGGAAGCUGUGCCAGCUAAGUGCUUUACAAAACACUUAUACUCCCCAUAUGAUACAGAAGAAAAUGAAAAAGAUAUGGAACUCCUAGAAUUAGAUCAAACAUUGUCCUUCAACAAAACAUUUAACGAUUUUGAAUUAAAAAUGUUGAUAAUCCCAGGGUAUUAUAAACAUAACAAAACAAUAUAUUGUAGAUGUGACAACAGGAAAACGAAGAAAGGUCAGGAGCCUGAUCAAGUACAAGAAGGAAAAGUAGGACUAGUAAAAAUUAUUUUAAACAAAGAAAACAAGAAACCCAAGGGAAUAGAUUUUACAGACGCUAAUGAAUAUGAACACACAGAUAUAGUGCAAAAUGGAAAUGACAAAAUAAUUGAAGCAAAGGAAAAUGAUAUUAUUCAUUUUAAGUUUAAACCCAAUCAGCAACCUGAAAUAGACGAAUGCGAAAAUAUUAUUAACAUCAAGUAUGGCCUUCUACAAGAACACGUUUUGAAUAUAAGAUUUCCUACGGUGUUUUUAUCUACAGAGAAUUGUGCUAUUAAAAUUAAAGAAAAUACAAAACCAACUGUAAAAAUUAUCAUGAAGUUUCAAAAAACGGAAAGCAUAGAUGGUUGUGAUUUUACGAAACCGGAGGGACAGGGAGACUACACGGAUGGGUUUGCUUUAGAAGAUAUUGAACAAAAUGAAAGAAUUUGUUCUGUACAUAUCGGAUCCAGUAAGAAGAUAUUUUCUGCAGGUAUUAAGUGCCCCUAUAAAUUAACACCUACCUAUUGCUUUAGACACGUUUUACAUGAAAAAAACGUCAACGGGGUCAAGGCUUAUCACCCGUUCUUGUUAACCGACAUCUUGGGAACCCUAGAUGUAGAGUUCUAUAGCAAUGCACAACAAGGAUCCUACAUAAUUGGACUGCCAACCAGUCCACAAAAAUAUACAGUUGUGAGAUGUGUUUGUGAGCAUAAUGGAAAAACUGGAAUUAUGGAACUCCAGAUUGACUCUUCUUCCGGAUGGACUUUCCUCAGCCUCACCUUGAUGCUUCUCCUCAUCGCUCUUCUUUACGCGUGA